Molecule: messenger RNA, 1752 nt
Organism: [Torrubiella] hemipterigena
Lineage: Eukaryota; Fungi; Ascomycota; Sordariomycetes; Hypocreales; Clavicipitaceae
Source: the annotation of a GenBank genome assembly
AUGCCUGCUCUGCGCAACGGCAGGGCUUCCAGAGCCUGCACAACCUGUCGGCGUGGCAAGACGCGGUGCUAUACAGAUGCUAAUGGCACCAAGUCCUGUCUGCGAUGCCACACCUUGGCGCUCAGCUGCUCAUUCAACAAAGACGAUGGUUUUAUUUCUUCUACACUAAUUGACAAUAAAGUCGUUGAGAAUGAAACAAAUGAGCCAAAAGGUGACCGAAAUCAUGAUGUCGCCUCGAGGCUUGCAUCUUUAGAGACGAUGGUUCUAUCUUUGACCACUCGUCUUGAUACCAUAUUGGCCAAUCAAGGUCAAACUAUGGGCCCUACCAAAGAUUCACAGCACACGCCACCGUCUAGUGUUGCCUCACUAUGUCCUCCUCCAGCGCCUGUCAUUCUCAUUCGUGACGCUUCGAUUGACUCUGGAAUUUAUAGUCAAGAAAAAUUGGACAUUAAGGAUUCCGAAGAAUCGCAAGACGUGAUAUCUAGUGGACUAGUGCCUUUUGAAUCUGCUCACGAGUUGAUCACAUUGUUUAUUCGCAAUUAUGGUCGGUGGAUCUUAGUUUCGCAAGAGACUAAUAUUGAAUCUGCAAUGACGGCGUUCCGACGAUCGCCCUUGCUCUUAACCAGUGUGUUGCUGAUCGCCAUUAGGCAUACGGAAGGUCAGCGUGAGCAACAAGCCGAAAAAUUGCUGAGGGAGGUUAAGAAGCUGCUUGGUUUGCAGUUACUAAUAGUCCCCCAAAACUUGGAAUUUUACCAGGCAAUCAUUAUUCUAAGUCUCUGGUCGACUUCUGCAGGAAGAGUACCCAUGAAGAUUGACAGCUGGGUCUUGACAAGCCAUGCGCUGCAGCAAACUCUCGUUACAAGUGAAUUUGCCUUUUUACACGGCCUAGAUGAUCAAUCCUACAGCGGCACAAGUACCAACCGGUACAAGUAUCGGUGUAUUUGGAAUCACUUGGUGCUUGCACACCUGCAAAUUUGCGUGAGCACUCAGAGAAAGACUAUGCUUACAGAGAGGCAUAUCAGCUUGUGUAAAGUGCCUUCAGAUGUGAAGCCAUCCAACAACUACGAAAUGAGGAUGGUUGCAGAAGUUCAGCUGUACUGGAUCAACUACCAGCACUGCUGCUCUCGAACACUCAGUAACAUACACCAAAUCGACAGGCAUCUUGAACUUUGGCAGCGCGACUGGAAAAAGCUCUUUGAUGAGCCACGCUCCCAAUUCCUACAACUUGGAUUCAAGUUUACAUACCUUUUCGCCCACUACCAAUGGCUGCAGUCCUCUCAGAUGAAGAGCCAACCUACAACUCUCAUCGACAUGAUAGCCUUAGCAACGGAUAUAAUCACUGUCAUAGUGGACACGACGGAUGGCCUCUCGCAGUAUCUAACGGAUCAUGUUUACCAUAUUGUUACUUUUGCAGCUCUCGUCCUCUGUCAUAUCCUGCCAAGCUACCAAACUCAGCUACAGGAAAACAACGUUGAUACAGGAGCAGUUGAAGAGUUGAUUAUCAAACUGUUGGGCUGGUUAGAAACCAUUGGCACAGCUGGUCACAUCGCUCGUGUUCUCUGGCCUGUCAUAUCCUACCGUUUUGCUAAGAUGCAGAGCAUGCACAUGUCCGCGAGUAAUUCGCGCAGCACUACAUCACACUCUACGAUAGACUUUGACAUUCUCGGCCUUGAAAUGUUCACGGAAUAUGACGGAAUAAGCCUCUGGUCAGAUUUACCUGUUGAUCAAAAUGGAUUUACCUGGAAUAUCUAG